AUGACCGCACCUAUAACGACCUAUGCCACUUAUGCUCCAACCAACCAACAACCUUUCCAACUGCAACAAUUUUCCUUAAAAGAAUCAACAAUGAGUAAUAUUGAUUAUCCUCAAUUGUUAGAUAAUUAUAAAAUUGUCUAUGCCAUGCCCAAUCUCAUUUCUUACCAUGAUGUCAGAUUGUCACAAUAUUUUUAUCUUUUUAUACAUUCAUUUACUCUGCCUCCUCAUCCAAACCACCAAGCAUCAACAUUACACCAAGACCAGCAUGUUUUUGCAUACAUCCGAUGGUAUAAUUUGACAAAUGACAAUGAACACAGAGAUGAAGGUAUUGCAAUCUGCUUGCCAGAAUUCUCUGCUGAUAAUUAUUACAGCAUCUUGCCUGUACAUCGCAUACACUUAGAGGUUGCAACUGUUGUAGAUGUAACUGAUAUGAACGAAGAAAGAAUGCUGGUCAUUCCUAUGCCAAAAAAAUACUGUGCCUGA
Phycomyces blakesleeanus NRRL 1555(-) is the source of this 483-nucleotide messenger RNA. RefSeq lists its product as hypothetical. The transcript has 3 exons. The record is from RefSeq and is a predicted model, not a curated record. Bases 1 to 483 code for a protein of 160 amino acids. NCBI's taxonomy places the organism in Eukaryota, Fungi, Mucoromycota, Mucoromycetes, Mucorales, Phycomycetaceae.